CCAUAGCCUGGUGCUGCUACUUGAACACACACAUAAACUGUGUGUACAAACAGCAAAAAGGAUGGCAGUUUUACUUGGUAAUUACACCAUACCUUUACUUGGAGUCAGCAUCUUCAUUGCUGCUCUGACCUACAUCACCUACAAUCUGCUCAGCAGUUACCUGCACAAAUGGUUUGAGAUGAAGCCUAUUCCUGAGGCGGAGAGAACUUACCCUUUCGUUGGAAAUGCACUGCAGUUCAAAACCAGUGCAGGAGAGUUCUUCCGACAAAUUGAAGAGUAUACCCGCAAGUUCUCUCAUGCACCGCUACUUAAACUCUGGGUUGGACCAGUGCCAUUUGUCGCCCUGUUUCAUGCUGAAACUGUUGAGACAGUUCUGACUAAUCCUGUUCACAUGGACAAAUCUUAUGCAUAUGACUUCCUCCACCCUUGGCUUGGGACUGGCCUUCUCACCAGUACUGGGGCAAAGUGGCGUCAGCGGCGGAAGAUGUUGACUCCCACCUUCCACUUCUCCAUCCUGACAGACUUCUUGGAGGUGAUGAAUGAACAGGCCGAGAUCCUGGUGGAGAAGUUGGAGAAACAGGCCGGGAAGGGCCCAUUCAACUGCUUCAGUCACAUCACCCUCUGUGCUCUGGACAUUAUAUGUGAAACUGCAAUGGGAAAGAAAAUUUAUGCCCAGAGUAACUCUGAUUCCGAAUAUGUUAAAUGUGUGUACAAAAUGAGUGACAUUGUCAGCCGGAGACAGAGGACACCUUGGUUUUGGCCUGACUUAGUGUACUACUACUUUGGUGAGGGUCGGGAGCAUGACAGGACACUCAAGAUUCUACACUCCUUUACAUACAAUGUGAUACAUGAAAGAGCUGAGAAUAUUUCCAACGUAGAAUCAGACACUGACUCUGACCAGGGCACAAGAAAAAGACGAGCAUUUUUGGACAUGCUCUUAAAGACUACAGAUGAAAACGGAAACAAGAUGAGCCAUCAGGACAUUCAGGAGGAAGUGGACACUUUUAUGUUUAGGGGUCAUGAUACUACAGCUGCCUCUAUGAACUGGGCGCUACAUCUGCUGGGCUCCCACCCUGAGGUGCACAGAAAAGUUCAACAAGAGCUUCAGGAGGUGUUCGGUACCUCUGACCGACCCAUUAACACAGAUGACCUUAAGAAGCUCAAGUACCUUGAGUGUGUGAUCAAGGAGGCCCUGCGACUGUUUCCCUCUGUGCCUUUCUUUGCCCGCAGCAUCUGUGAAGACUGCCGUAUCAAUGGUUUCAAGGUUCCCAAAGGUGCCAAUGCAAUCAUCAUCACGUACGCUCUUCACCGUGACGAGAGGUAUUUCCCCGAACCUGAGGAGUUCCGGCCUGAACGGUUUCUACCCGAGAAUUCAGUGGGACGGCCUCCAUAUGCAUACAUCCCCUUCUCCGCUGGCCUCCGCAACUGUAUAGGUCAGCGUUUUGCACUAAUGGAAGAAAAAGUGGUCUUGGCGUACAUUAUGCGUAACUUCAAUGUUGAAGCUUGUCAGACACGAGAAGAGCUGCGGCCAGUAGGGGAGCUCAUUCUCCGACCAGAGAAGGGCAUCUGGAUCAAACUGGAAAAGAGGACUCCGCAGACCUCAACAAACUAAGACCUGCUCCAGUACACCGAGGCCUUUCUCUAAGUUUAUGUUCCUUUGUGGUCUUUAUUUACAGGCCAUCCUCCCAGACUAAGGGCUUUCUAAAUACCCUCCAAGAGAUCAGGGAGAGUAGUAACCUUAACUUUUUCUUGUUUUUCUCAUCAUCAUAGUUGUCAUUGUCACAAAAACUAAGCCUAUAUGCACUAUUCUAGCUCUGUGUACCAAUAACUAAAAAUAACAGUGUCUGUGAAUCAACUGAAAAACAUAGAAUUUGCAGAGUAAGAAUUAAUCACUUUGAGAAAAUGAACUGGUCGUUUUGAAACACAUUAUUGGUUAUCAGCUGGAUGAAUCAGAUAAAUGGAGCUGCUGCACUGGAAUCAGUCACUGCCAUAUAUUUUCUAGGUCAAAUGCUUUGUGAUAAAAAGAAAAUGUUCAUAAAAACCAUUCAUUUACAAUCUACAAACUCUUGACUUUGAGAUUAUAACGAUUUUAUGACUUUUUUUAGUGGCAUUGCUAUUUUUUUUUUGUCAGUAUCUGCAAGGCACCAGAUCACUUGGAACUGAUUCAUUAUUUUUCAUGAAUUAAACAUUAUUGAGUUUUAUUUUUACAUUAUGUUUGCAUGUUAUAUAUACUGUAUGCUUGAGACUUCAGACACAUUUAGUGGUAUUAGCUUGUAAGGAAAUGUCUGAGCUCUCAGAGAUGUAGAACAGGGCUUAAUAACAAACACUUUGACACAUUCCUUACAUUUGCAAACACCAGAAAAAGACAAGCCUUUCAUAUGUGCAGCAUUUCCUCUGAAUGUUAAUUUUCAAACCCUUAGCUGCAGUUUUACCCUUCUGGGAUUCCAUAUUGUUUACUUCCUUAUUGUGGUUAGAUCAUCUAUUUACAGUCUGAUAGUCUGAGACAGUUUGUGUGACUGAGGAAGCGGGAUGCUGAAGAAGUGAAUUUUUCAAUAUUGUAAAUCUGUUCCACACAAUAAAAAAUCGCUUACA
Messenger RNA from Toxotes jaculatrix (banded archerfish), 2592 nucleotides. RefSeq names its product cytochrome P450 4V2. The coding region runs from base 62 to 1612 and encodes 516 amino acids. NCBI's taxonomy places the organism in Eukaryota, Metazoa, Chordata, Actinopteri, Toxotidae. The record is from RefSeq and is a predicted model, not a curated record. Gene Ontology annotation, molecular function: oxidoreductase activity, acting on paired donors, with incorporation or reduction of molecular oxygen; monooxygenase activity; heme binding. The transcript is spliced from 11 exons.